Molecule: messenger RNA, 2481 nt
Organism: Manduca sexta (tobacco hornworm)
Lineage: Eukaryota; Metazoa; Arthropoda; Insecta; Lepidoptera; Sphingidae
Gene: GlyRS
Product: glycine--tRNA ligase
Biological process (GO): mitochondrial glycyl-tRNA aminoacylation
Cellular component (GO): cytoplasm; mitochondrion
Molecular function (GO): glycine-tRNA ligase activity; ATP binding
Source: RefSeq, a predicted model, not a curated record
GGAACAAAAAAGUGUCGAGUUGAAUUUCUUGUGAAUUUCGUCAGCAACCACGCGAUCAAAAAGUUAAUUACCGGCCAACAGAUGUAACGAUUAAAUGCAGUAAUAUCAUCCAUACGGUUAAAUGAGACACGUUCUCGCUUUAGUUUAUAAGUGUAGUGUAUUUAGUAAACAACUACCAGUCGUCUGUAACCAGUUCCGAUUUUCACACGCUGAAACUCAGCUGCAGUGGGGAAGCAACAAAAAUCACAGGAAGAUCAAAAUACCAAAUCCUCUUAAAGAUAUAAUAAUGGCUGACCCCAAAAUUGAAGAAAUCUUAGCGCCCCUGCGCGCCAGCGUAAAAGAACAGGGUGACCUGGUCAGAAAGCUGAAGGAAGAGAAAGCUCCUGAAAUCGACAUAAAAAAAGCCGUAGCUGAAUUAAAAACAAGAAAAAAGGUGUUAGAAGACAAAGAACUGAGUCUCGCCCCCGUGGAGGAGUUGUUUGAUCGCGCGAAAAUGGAAGAUUUGAUCAAGAGAAGAUUUUUCUACGACCAGUCAUUUGCCAUCUACGGUGGUAUAACUGGACAGUUCGACUUCGGGCCUAUGGGCUGCGCGCUGAAGAGCAACAUGAUCCAGCUGUGGAGGAAGUACUUCAUCCUGCAGGAACAGAUGUUGGAGGUGGACUGCUCAAUUUUAACUCCUGAACCAGUACUUAAAGCAUCAGGCCAUGUGGAAAGGUUUGCUGACCUGAUGACCAAAGAUGUCAAGUCUGGAGAAUGUUUCCGUCUGGAUCACUUAAUCAAAGCUCAUCUGGAAAAGAUCAAAGCAGAAAAGAAUACAAAAGCUGAGCUGAAAGCUGAAAUUGAGGACAUCCUUGUAAAACUUGAUGGUAUGACUGCUGAUGAAAUGUCUGCCUUGAUGAAGAGGUUUGACAUGAAGUCUCCUAUUAGUGGUAAUGAGCUUACUCCCCCCAUUGAGUUCAAUCUUAUGUUCAACACCCAGAUUGGUCCCUCUGGGUUGGUAAAAGGCUUCCUGAGACCUGAAACUGCUCAAGGUAUAUUUGUAAACUUCAAACGCCUUUUGGAAUUCAAUCAGGGCCGCUUACCAUUUGCCGCUGCUCAAAUUGGGAACUCUUUUAGGAAUGAGAUCUCUCCUCGCUCUGGUCUUCUCAGAGUCAGAGAGUUCACCAUGUGUGAAAUAGAACACUUUUGUGACUCCAAAGACCAUCCUAAGUUUGAGUCUGUGAAAGAUACUCAAAUGCUCUUCUAUUCUGCGGACAGCCAGGAACAGGGCAAACCUGCUGAGAUUAUGACAAUCGGAGAAGCUGUUUCUAAGGGUAUAGUUAACAAUGAAACCCUGGGUUACUUCAUGGCACGGAUCCAUUUAUACAUGCUGGCUGUUGGCAUUGACCCCAAAAAGUUGAGGUUCAGGCAGCACAUGGGCAAUGAGAUGGCUCAUUAUGCCUGUGACUGCUGGGAUGCAGAAUGCUUGUCCAGCUAUGGUUGGAUUGAAUGUGUGGGCUGUGCUGACCGGUCAGCCUAUGAUCUCACCCAACACACAAAAGCAACUGGCAUCCGUCUUGCUGCUGAGAAGAAACUGCCAGCACCCAAACAAAUUGAAUUAGUGGAGGCUGUUCCAAACAAGGCUGCCAUUGGCAAGGAAUUUAAGAAGGAAGCCAAGGCCAUCAAUGAUGCAUUAGCUGCUCUGGACACCAAUGCUUUAGAAGAAUUACAAAAUAAAUUAGAUAGUGAUGGGGAAUAUAACUUAGUAACGCCUAAUGGAGAGUUUAAACUCAAGCCAAACCUUGUCAGUGUGAAGAAAACUCAAAAGACCAUACAUGUUGAAGAGAUCAUACCUAGCGUAAUCGAGCCUUCGUUCGGUGUCGGUCGCAUCCUGUACUGCAUCUUAGAACACAACUUCAAGAUGAGAGAAGGCGAUGAACAGAGAACCUACUUCUCAUUACCAGCCACAGUCGCGCCGAUGAAAUGCGCUGUCUUACCCUUGAGUGGUAAUGCAGAGUUCCAGCCCUUCGUACGAGAACUGUCUCAAGGUCUAACUAAUGUUGACGUAUCUCACAAAGUUGACGACUCUUCAGGCUCCAUCGGCCGUCGAUACGCGCGGACAGACGAGCUCGGUGUACCCUACGCCAUCACAGUUGAUUUUGAUACUACUAAGGAACCCCAUACAGUAACUCUAAGGGAGAGAGACAGCAUGGGGCAAGUUAGAUUGCCAUUGACUGAUGUACCGGAUGUUGUAAGAGAUCUGGCCAACAGUAAGAUAUCCUGGGCGGACGUAGAGCAGAAGUACCCUAAAUUCGAACAACAAGAGACUGUAAAAGGAGCCGCCGCGUAAAUUCACAAAAUGUUUGGGACAGAUGCUUGUAAUUAUUUCUAUUGAAAUCUAUUUAUUUGAACUGUAAGCUUGAAAGUUACAAGAAUAAUGCAUUUGGUAUUGUUUCCAGCACAUUUUUUUAUUGAUAGUUGAAUAAAAACUGCAGAAUUAUA